Molecule: messenger RNA, 1710 nt
Organism: Phanerochaete carnosa HHB-10118-sp
Lineage: Eukaryota; Fungi; Basidiomycota; Agaricomycetes; Polyporales; Phanerochaetaceae
Exons: 12
Coding region: 18-1643 (541 amino acids)
Molecular function (GO): histone deacetylase activity
Source: RefSeq, a predicted model, not a curated record
CCGCUCACAGGGGCAACAUGGGUGGCGAAAUGACCCCUCUCGAGGGCGAGCAGAAGAAGCGCGUAUGCUACUUCUUCGAUUCGGAUGUUAGUGGCUUCCACUAUGGUCCUGGGCAUCCGAUGAAGCCCACUCGUAUACGGAUGUGUCACUCCCUGGUAAUGAAUUACGGCCUCUACAAGAAAAUGGAGAUAUUCCGAGCGAAACCUGCGACUAAGAGGGAGAUGACCCAAUUUCACUCCGAUGAUUAUGUUGACUUCCUUAGUCGCAUAACUCCUGUCAACAUGAACUCGUUCGUCAAGGAACAGCACAAGUACAAUGUCGGCGACGACUGUCCCGUGUUUGAUGGUCUCUUCGAUUACUGCGCCAUCUCUGCUGGCGGAUCAAUGGAGGGUGCCGCAAGGCUAAGUAGAGACAAGUGCGAUAUCGCCAUCAAUUGGGCUGGUGGCUUGCACCAUGCCAAGAAAAGCGAGGCCAGUGGCUUUUGCUAUGUAAAUGACAUUGUCCUUGGAAUUUUAGAAUUGCUUCGAUACCAUCCCCGUGUCCUAUACAUCGACAUCGACGUUCAUCACGGCGACGGUGUAGAGGAAGCUUUCUACACUACUGACCGAGUCAUGACCGUUAGUUUCCACAAAUACGGAGAGUAUUUCCCCGGAACUGGCGAGCUACGCGACGUAGGCAUUGGGAAAGGAAAGUACUACGCCUUGAACUUCCCCUUGCGAGAUGGUCUGUCCGACGAGAACUACAAAAGCGUCUUCGAACCUGUAAUCCAGAAAGUCAUGGAGACUUACGAUCCGGGUGCCAUUGUCCUUCAAUGCGGUACGGAUUCGCUUUCGGGGGACAAGCUUGGUUGCUUCAAUGUGUCCAUGCGAGGGCACGCCGACUGCGUCAAAUUCGUCAAGUCUUUCGGCAAACCAUUGCUCAUGCUUGGUGGCGGCGGGUACACAAUGCGCAAUGUCAGUAGGGCAUGGGCAUACGAGACUGGCCUCGCUGCCGGCGUUGAGCUCGGCUCAGAUAUUCCAAUUAAUGAGUACUAUGAGUACUUUGGGCCCGACUAUCAGCUCGACGUCAAGUCAUCGAAUAUGGAGGACAUGAAUACCCGGGGGUACUUGGACCGAGUGAAGGGAAUUGUUCUUGACCAUCUUCGGCAUGUCGGCGGUCCCCCUAGCGUCCAAAUGUCAGAUAUCCCUCGAGGUCCCCUCGAUGCCCAAAUGGAUGACCCGAAUGAAGAUGAGGACCUAAUUCCACCCAACAUGCGACGACCUCAACGCCUCCUCGACUCACGAAGACAGGCCGAUGGCGAGCUGUCCGAUUCUGAUGACGAGGGCGAAGACGAUCGUCGCGACCACGCCAGCCACAGAGAGAAGGACAGCGUUGGCCCGACCACGGGUCGGAGAUUUGGUGCUGCUGUUGGCAUCAUGACUACUGGAUCCACCCACGGUCUUGGGCCCACCGCGGCGAUGCCUGUCUCAUCUGCUCCAGCUGUAUCGUCUGCGGCAUCUUCUAUGGAUGUCGACGACGAUGAAACCGUUGUCGUGAAACCGACUGGGCCUCAGCCUCAGCCUCAGGCAAAGGAGAGUAGACCGGCGGACUCGGGAGAUCACGCGAUGGCCGUGGACCCUCCUGCAUCCGCUCCUCCGAGCUAAUUUCUUUUCUUCUCGGGUGUUUUGUCGUACUUAAUCUGUAUACUACCUAUCUCAUGCUUGUUCUCUC